GCCACCCUUGACCUGUCACCAAAGUCAACAAGAGUCCAUGUCCCGGCCAGCCCCUGUCCUCUGGUAUUUCGUUGUGGAUAAGCUCUGCUUGGAGGACCCUGGAGCAAUAAAGAUGACUUGGGGAUCUCUUUGCACGUUAUUCAGCCCGCUAGGGUUAGUCCUAGCCACGUACGUUCACCAUGUGUUCGGUUGAGUUGGACUUCGGAGUGCCUCACCUAGAGCCCGCAUCCCCA
Messenger RNA from Aspergillus welwitschiae, 233 nucleotides. RefSeq lists its product as uncharacterized. Lineage: Eukaryota; Fungi; Ascomycota; Eurotiomycetes; Eurotiales; Aspergillaceae. The record is from RefSeq and is a predicted model, not a curated record. The transcript has a single exon. The coding region runs from base 38 to 193 and encodes 51 amino acids.